AUGGACAAGGACAAAAGGAUUCUUAUCGUCGGCGCUGGCGUCUUCGGUCUUUCCACGGCUUUGGAGCUCAGCCGUCGUGGAUACAGCAACGUUAUCGUCCUGGACCGCCACGCUCCUCCAGUCCCUGAUGGAUCCUCAGUCGACAUAUCCCGUAUCGUCAGACCAGAUUAUGCCGAUGCCUUCUAUGCCCGAAUGGGUAUGGAGGCUCUAGCUGGUUGGAAGAAAGAUUUCUCACCAUUCUUUCAUCGCAGCGGCCUUCUUUGUGCUCAAUCCGGAACAGAGUUUGGUCACGCUUACCUGAAAGAAGCAAAAGCCAAUCUCGAGAAUAUCGGUGCUGAGGUCAACCUUUGGGCAUAUACUGGGCGAGAAGCAAGUCAAAGGUAUCCAGGUAUACAUGGCGAUCUGUCGCAGACCAGUGGCUACUGCAAUCUGGAUGCUGGAUGGGCCGAUGCCGGCAAGAGUAUCGAACACCUAGCUAGCUUAUGCGAAGAAGCUGGUGUCACGUUUCUGGUAGGCCAGGAUAGUACCGUCGUUGAGCUCAUCACGACCAAGAGCGGCGAUCGCAUGGAAAUAACUGAAAUCCGAACGGCAAAUGGAGAAAUCUUGGAGGGUGAAAAGGUCAUCAUGGCUACUGGAGCUUGGACACCUCAUCUCAUCGAAGCUGGAAAUCGAUUUAUCUCUACUGGACAGCCGGUAGGCUACAUGCAACUCGCCUCCGAGGAAGCUGAAGUAAUGCGAGGAAAUCCAGUCAUGAUCAACUUGAGCACUGGCUGGUUUGCCUUUCCUCCAACACAAACAGACAACGUCUUGAAAAUGGCAAGACAUGGCUAUGGCUUCGAGACCACACAUACUUCUCAAUCAUCGCAGUACUCGGCUCCAACCUUGGCUUCUCAAGCUGACUACUUGCCUGCCGAUGCAGAGCAAGCUUUGAGAGAUGGGCUUGCACUGUUCUUGCCCAAGUUUAAGGACCGCGCUUUCUCGAAGACAAAGUUUUGUUGGUAUACGGACACGCCGAAAGGAGACUUUAUCGUUGACUACCAUCCCGGUGCGUUCAAGUUCCUACCUAGUUUGGGUCGCUACGUGGUUGACAACUUCGAGGGAAUAGCUUCACCCGAGCAAAAGGAGAAGUGGAAAUGGUCAGAGAGUGCUACACCUAUCAUGCCGGGUGAUGGGAGCCGUGGUGGGCCUGCUAGACGAUUACUCACAGGGGAAGAACAGUCCCGCUUGACACGAGCAUUUGCUUCUUCUUCAUCAUGCAUUGGCAUAAAUACCUGA
Messenger RNA from Aureobasidium musti, 1275 nucleotides. Lineage: Eukaryota; Fungi; Ascomycota; Dothideomycetes; Dothideales; Saccotheciaceae. The record is from the annotation of a GenBank genome assembly.